This is a messenger RNA of Oncorhynchus mykiss (rainbow trout), 10906 nucleotides long. The record is from RefSeq and is a predicted model, not a curated record. NCBI's taxonomy places the organism in Eukaryota, Metazoa, Chordata, Actinopteri, Salmoniformes, Salmonidae.
AGGAAUAAUUCAUGAAACAUCAUUUCCCAGAAACCAGUACUGGUAUAUAAUUUUAUGAGGGGCUACAGACCUUCACGCGGAGACGAGCGCUCAUGUAGCGAACGAACGGAAGACAAGGUGAUUGGAUUGAGCUGUCAAAAAAAUCGGACUCUACUCGCGGACUGAAUCUCCGUGCUAUGGAUUAGUUGAAAGCGGUAUAUCACUGCCAUGCUCUCCCGUUGACCCAGCCUCGCGCGUCGCUCUCAACCUCUUACCACAGCGAAGGUGUGGCCCUGUGUGUGUGAGACAUGUCGGAUAAGAUGUCCAGUUUCCUACACAUCGGGGACAUCUGCUCCCUGUAUGCAGAGGGCUCCACCAACGGCUUUAUCAGCACUCUGGGGCUGGUAGAUGACCGCUGUGUGGUACAGCCCGACACAGGGGACCUUAACAACCCCCCAAAAAAGUUCCGAGACUGUCUGUUCAGGUUGUGUCCAAUGAAUCGGUACUCUGCUCAGAAACAGUUCUGGAAGGCAGCGAAACCUGGAGGAAACAGCACCACUGACACGGUCCUCCUUAACAAACUCCAUCAUGCAGCGGAUUUGGAAAAGAAGCAAAACGAUUCGGAAAAUAAAAAGUUGCUUGGAACGGUGAUUCAGUAUGGGAACGUCAUUCAGCUCCUUCAUUUGAAGAGUAACAAGUACUUGACUGUGAACAAGCGUCUGCCAGCGCUGCUGGAGAAGAACGCCAUGAGAGUGAUGCUGGACACGGCCGGGAACGAAGGCUCCUGGUUCUACAUUCAACCCUUCUACAAGUUGCGCUCCAUAGGAGACAGUGUGGUGAUAGGGGACAAAGUGGUCCUGAACCCAGUGAAUGCUGGCCAGCCCCUACAUGCCAGCACCCAUCAGCUUGUGGACAACCCAGGAUGUAACGAGGUGAACUCGGUCAACUGUAACACCAGCUGGAAGAUCGUGCUGUUCAUGAAAUGGAGUGACAAUCAGGAGAUCAUUCUAAAAGGGGGCGACGUGGUGCGCCUGUUCCAUGCGGAACAGGAGAAGUUCCUCACCUGUGACGACCACCGUAAAAAACAAUAUGUCUUCCUGCGUACCACCGGACGCCAGUCGGCUACCUCUGCAACCAGCAGCAAAGCCUUAUGGGAGGUGGAGGUGGUGCAGCAUGAUCCAUGUCGAGGCGGAGCUGGCUACUGGAACAGUCUGUUCAGGUUCAAACACCUGGCCACUGGACACUACCUGGCUGCAGAGGUGAACCCUGACUAUGAGGAGGAGUGCCUGGAGUUCCGCUCCUCACUGGACUCUGAGCAGGUCGACCUCCGCGCCCGCCUCAGGAACCCCCAGGAGAAGGUCAUGUAUACCCUGGUGUCUGUCCCUGAAGGCAAUGACAUCUCCUCCAUUUUUGAGCUGGACCCUACCACUUUGAGAGGGGGGGACUCCCUGGUGCCCAGGAACUCGUAUGUGAGGCUCAGACACUUGUGCACCAACACAUGGGUCCACAGCACUAACCACCCCAUCGACAAGGAAGAGGAGAAACCGGUCAUGUUACGUAUCGGCACAUCAGCACUGAAAGAAGACAAAGAGGCGUUUGCCAUUGUACCCGUCUCGCCCGCUGAAGUCAGAGAUCUUGACUUUGCGAAUGAUGCCAGUAAAGUGUUGGCGUCCAUCGCAGGCAAACUGGAGAAGGGCACCAUCACUCAGAACGAGAGGAGGGCAGUGACCAAGCUUCUGGAGGACCUGGUGUUCUUCGUGGUGGACAUCCCCAAUAAUGGCCAAGAUGUUUUGGAAAUCAUGGUCAACAAGCCCAACCGAGAGAGACAGAAACUCAUGAGGGAACAGAAUAUCCUCAAACAGAUCUUCAAGCUACUGCAGGCUCCAUUCACAGACAGUGGGGAUGGGCCCAUGCUGCGAUUAGAGGAGCUGGCUGACCAGCGCCACGCCCCCUUCAGGCACAUCUGCCGCCUGUGUUACCGUGUGUUACGCCACUCCCAACAGGACUACCGCAAGAACCAGGAGUAUAUAGCCAAGCAGUUCCGCUUCAUGCAGAAGCAGAUAGGUUAUGAUGUUCUGGCUGAGGACACGAUCACAGCUCUGCUCCACAACAACCGCAAGCUGCUGGAGAAACACAUCACCGCUGCAGAGAUAGACACCUUUGUCAGCCUCGUCAGGAAGAACCGGGAGCCCAGGUUCCUGGACUAUCUGUCAGACCUGUGUGUGUCUAUGAACAAAUCCAUCCCGGUGACACAGGAGCUCAUCUGUAACGCAGUCCUGGACCCCAUCAACGGAGACAUCCUUAUAGAGACCAAACUGGUGCUAUCCAGGUUUGAGAUCGAGGGAGCGUCCAUCGGGGAGAAUUCAGUGGAGUCUGAGGAGGACGAGGAGGAGGUGUGGUUGUUCUGGAAGGACCGUAGUAAGGAGAUCAGAAGUAAGAGCAUCAGAGAGCUGGCCCAAGACGCCAAGGAGGGCGCCAAGGAGGACCAAGAGGUGGUCAGCUACUACAGGUACCAGCUGAACCUGUUUGCGAGGAUGUGUCUGGACCGUCAGUAUCUGGCCAUCAAUAAGAUCUCUGGCCAGUUGGACGUGGAUCUGAUCCUGCGCUGCAUGUCUGAUGAGGAUCUGCCUUAUGACCUGCGCGCCUCCUUCUGCCGCAUGAUGCUGCACAUGCACGUGGACCGUGACCCCCAGGAACAGGUCACGCCCGUCAAGUACGCCCGCCUCUGGUCCGAGAUCCCCUCCGAGAUCGCCAUUGACGACUAUGACAAUGACGGGACGUCCAAGGAUGAGAUCAAGGAGUGUUUUGCCCUGACCAUGGAGUUUGUCGAGAACUAUCUUAGAGACGUGGUGUGUCAGAGCUUCCCAUUCGCCGACAAGGAGAAGAACAAACUCACCUUCGAGGUAGUGAAUCUAUCUAGGAACCUCAUCUACUUUGGCUUCUACAACUUCAGUGACUUGCUGAGGCUGACCAAGAUCCUGCUGGCCAUCCUGGACUGUGUCCACGUCAGCACCAUUUUCCCCAUCAACAAGCUGGAAAAGGGAGACGAGACUAAAGGCAGUAACGUGAUGCGCUCCAUCCACGGGGUGGGGGAGCUGAUGACUCAGGUGGUGCUCAGAGGAGGGGGGUUCCUGCCCACCACCCCCAUCAACCCACCCGACGGGGACCAGGUCAAGACCCAGACAGAGCCAGAGAAACAGGACAUCCUGGUCAUGGACACCAAGCUCAAGAUCAUAGAGAUACUACAGUUCAUUCUGAAUGUGCGUCUGGACUACCGGAUCUCCUGUUUGCUGUGUAUCUUUAAGAGGGAGUUUGAUGAGAGCAACUCCCAGUCAGAUCUGUCUAUAGCAGGAACCCAUGAGGGACCAAACAACAUGCCAGGAGCUCUGGACUUUGAGCACAUAGAGGAGCAGGCAGAAGGGAUAUUUGGUGGAAGUGAGGAGAACACCCCGUUAGACCUGGAUGACCACGGUGGUAGGACCUUCCUGAGGGUCCUUCUCCACCUGACCAUGCACGAUUACCCUCCCCUGGUGUCCCGAGCCCUCCACCUGCUCUUCAGACACUUCAGUCAGAGACAGGAGGUCCUACAGGCCUUCAAACAGGUCCAGUUGCUGGUGACCAGUAAGGAUGUAGAGAACUACAAGCAGAUCAAGUCAGACCUGGACCAGCUACGCUCCAUUGUGGAGAAGUCUGAGCUGUGGGUCUACAAGAGACAGGGGCCAGAUGAGGGCAUGGACGCUGGGGAGGGCUCUGCAGAGUCUCAACACAAGAAGGGUGACUCCAACUCGGGUGGCUCAGACAAGCCAAGGAAACCAGAGAGCACCAGGAGCUACAACUACAGAGUGGUGAAGGAGAUUCUGCUGCGUCUCAGCAGGCUAUGUGUUCAGGAGGGUCUGUCAGGCAGGAAGAGUAAGAAGCAGCAGCAGAGACUCCUCAGGAACAUGGGAGCUCACACCGUGGUGCUGGAGCUACUACAGAUCCCCUACGAGAAGGGGGAGGACGUGCGUAUGCAGGAGAUCAUGAAGCUGGCCCACCAAUUCCUGCAGAACUUCUGUGCAGGGAAUCAGCAGAACCAGGCUCUGCUCCACAAACACAUCAACUUGUUCCUCAAUCCAGGGAUCCUAGAGGCUGUCACCAUGCAACAUAUCUUCAUGAAUAACUUCCAGCUGUGCAGUGAGAUCAACGAGCGUGUGGUACAGCACUUUGUCCACUGCAUCGAGACGCACGGCCGCAACGUCCAGUACCUCAAGUUCUUGCAGACCAUCGUCAAGGCCGAGAGCAAGUUCAUCAAAAAGUGUCAAGACAUCGUCAUGGCUGAGCUGGUGAAUGCUGGCGAGGACGUGCUGGUGUUCUACAACGACCGUGCGUCCUUCCAGACCCUGGUCACGAUGAUGCGGUCGGAGCGAGACCGUAUGGAUCAGAACAGUCCUCUGAUGUACCACAUCCACCUGGUCGAGCUGCUGGCUGUCUGCACUGAGGGAAAGAAUGUCUACACUGAGAUCAAAUGUAACUCUCUGCUGCCUCUGGAUGACAUAGUGAGGGUGGUCACCCAUGAGGACUGUAUCCCUGAGGUGAAGAUAGCCUACAUCAACUUCCUGAACCACUGCUACGUGGACACGGAGGUGGAGAUGAAGGAGAUCUACACCAGCAACCACAUGUGGAAGCUCUUUGAGAACUUCCUGGUGGACAUCUGCAGGGUGUCCAACAACACGAGUGACCGCAAACAUGCCGACACGGUCUUGGAGAGCUAUGUGACCGAGACAGUCAUGAGCAUCGUGACCACCUUCUUCAGCUCACCCUUCUCCGACCAGAGCACCAGCCUGCAGACCAGGCAGCCAGUGUUUGUACAGCAGUUACAGGCAGUGUUCAGAGUGUACCACUGUAACUGGUUGGUCCCAGUCCAGAAGGGUUCAGUGGAGAGCUGUAUCAAGGUGCUGUCUGACGUGGCUAAAGGGCGAGCCAUAGCCAUCCCAGUGGAUCUGGACGGCCAGGUGAACAACCUGUUUGUGAAGUCCAACAACAUCGUUCAGAAGACAGCCAUGUCCUGGAGAAUGUCUGCCCGUAACGCUGCACGCAGAGACUCAGUACUGACCACCUCCCGAGACUACAGGAACAUCAUCGAGAGACUUCAGGACAUAGUGUCAGCUCUAGAAGACCGCCUGCGUCCGUUGGUCCAGGCUGAGCUGUCUGUCCUAGUGGAUGUACUGCAUCGGCCUGAGCUACUCUUCCCUGAGAACACUGACUCCCGCAGGAAGUGUGAGAGUGGCGGCUUCAUCUGCAAGCUGAUCAAACACACCAAGCAGCUUCUGGAGGAGAAUGAAGAGAGGCUGUGUAUCAAGGUCCUGCAGACCCUCCGAGAGAUGAUGACCAAAGACAGAGGAUAUGGAGAGAAGCUCAGGGCCUUUGAUGAUGAGAUGGAUAUGCCUGAGCAGCUGGAUCUCAACCAGCCACAGAAAAUACUGGAUGACCAGAGGAGGGGUGAGGCGUUGAGGCAGAUUCUGGUGAACCGUUACUAUGGCAACUUCCAUAGUAGGAGUGGUGGGCGGAGGGACAGCCUGACUGCCUUCAGCAACGGAACCCUGGUUCCAGUAGGGCCCAGCAAGAGCCAAUCAGGUCUAGGUGGUCCGGGAGCCCUGAGUCGAGGGGAGAUGAGCCUGGCAGAGGUGCAGUGUCACCUGGACAAGGAGGGCGCCUCCGACCUGGUCAUCGACCUCAUCAUGAACACCACCAGUGACCGUGUCUUUCAGGAGAGCAUCCUAUUGGCCAUCGCCUUGCUGGAGGGUGGGAACACCACCAUCCAACGUUCCUUCUUCUGCCGUCUGACGGAGGACAAGAAGUCUGAGAAGUUUUUCCGGGUAUUCUACGACCGGAUGAAGCUGGCCCAGCUGGAGAUCAAAGCCACUGUGACAGUCAACACCAGCGACCUCGGCAACAGAAAGAGGGACGACGACGCCCCCGACAAGGAAGUGCCCAUCCGCAAGAAAGCCAAAGACUCAGCGGUGGUGGUGACAGAGGAAGCGAGAGAGCAGCUGCUGGAGGCAUCGUCGGCCACUAAGAAAGCCUUCAACUCGUACCGCCGUGAGGCUGACCCAGAGGACCACUUCUCGGCGGCAGACGGCACGCCCAGCACCGGGGACAAGAGCCAGGAAGAUGGAGAGAUGAGCUUCAUCAUUGUCAUCAUGCAGCCUAUCCUGCGCUUCCUCCAGCUGCUCUGUGAGAACCACAACCGAGACCUGCAGAACUUUCUGCGGUGUCAGAACAAUAAGAACAACUAUAAUCUGGUGUGUGAGACACUGCAGUUCCUGGACUGUAUCUGUGGCAGCACCACAGGAGGCCUGGGUCUACUGGGCCUCUACAUCAAUGAGAAGAACGUGGCUCUCAUCAAUCAGACAGUGGAGAGCCUGACCGAGUACUGCCAAGGACCCUGCCACGAGAACCAGAACUGCAUCGCCACCCAUGAGUCCAAUGGCAUUGACAUCAUCAUCGCCCUGAUCCUGAAUGACAUCAACCCACUGGGGAAGAAGAGGAUGGACCUGGUGCUGGAACUCAAGAACAAUGCCUCUAAAUUGUUGUUGGCUAUCAUGGAGAGUCGCCAUGACAGUGAGAAUGCUGAGAGAAUCCUGUACAACAUGAGACCUAAGGAGCUGGUGGAUGUGAUCAAGAAGGCCUACCUGCAGGGAGAGGUGGAGUUUGAGGAUCCCGAAGAGGAUGACGACAGCGGGGAGGAGGAGGAGCAUGAUGCUGCCUCCCCCAGGAACGUGGGCCACAACAUCUACAUCUUGGCCCACCAGUUGGCACGCCACAACAAGGAGCUGCAGGUGAUGCUGAAACCAGGAGGGACCAACGGAGAGGGAGACGAGGCUCUGGAGUUCUACGCCAAACACACUGCUCAGAUAGAGAUUGUGCGUCAUGACCGAACCAUGGAGGAGAUAGUGUUCCCUGUGCCCAACAUCUGUGAGUUCCUGACCUGUGAGUCCAAACUGAGGGUGUACUACACCACUGAGAGGGACGAGCAGGGCAGCAAGAUCAAUGACUUCUUCCUUAGCGCAGAGGACCUCUUCAAUGAGAUGAACUGGCAGAAGAAACUAAGAGCCCAGCCCGUGUUGUACUGGUGUUCCAGAAACAUGUCAUUCUGGAGUAACAUCUCCUUCAACCUGGCCGUCCUCAUGAACCUCCUGGUGGCCUUCUUCUACCCCCUGGAGGGUUUGCGUGAAGGUACCCUGGAGCCCCACCUGUCUGCCCUGCUCUGGGUGGGCAUGUUGGCAUUGUUGGCCAUCGUGGUGGCCAUGCCCCAGCCCCUGGGGGUCCGAACCCUCAUCAUCGCCACCAUCAUCCGCCUCAUCUUCUCCGUGGGCCUGCAGCCCACCCUGUUUCUGCUGGGAGCAUUCAACGUGUGUAAUAAGACCAUCUUCCUGAUGAGUUUUGUGGGGAACAGAGGGACGUUCACACGGGGCUACAAGGCCAUGAUCCUGGACGUUGAGUUCCUCUACCACCUCAUGUACCUCAUCAUCUGUAGCCUGGGGGUCUUCGUCCAUGUCUUCUUCUACAGCCUACUGCUCUUUGACCUGGUGUACAGGGAGGAGACUCUACUGAACGUGAUAAAGAGUGUGACCCGUAACGGUCGCUCCAUCGUAUUGACAGCAGUGCUGGCCCUCAUCCUGGUCUACCUGUUCUCCAUCGUGGGGUACAUCUUCUUCAAGGAUGACUUCAUCCUGGAGGUGGAUCGCAUCCCCAACACCACCCUGGAGAACGGAGCCAGUUUGGCCAAUGAGAUGGUGUCUGCUGGGAUGUGUCGGUCUGAGAAUGGAGAGAACAACUGCACCACAGAGCUCCAAGUGGAAGACUUUGUGGAGGACAGGGAGGAUGGCAAGGAGCGUACGUGUGACUCUCUGCUCAUGUGUAUCGUCACUGUGCUGAGCCAUGGCCUGAGGAGUGGAGGGGGGGUUGGAGAUGUCCUGAGAAAGCCCUCCAAAGAGGAGCCUCUCUUUGCGGCCAGGGUGAUUUACGACCUGCUCUUCUUCUUCAUGGUCAUCAUCAUUGUCCUCAACCUCAUCUUUGGAGUCAUCAUCGAUACCUUUGCAGACCUGAGGAGUGAGAAACAGAAGAAGGAAGAGGUCUUGAAGACCACCUGCUUCAUCUGUGGUCUGGAGAGAGACAAGUUUGACAACAAGACGGUGACAUUUGAGGAGCACAUCAAGGAGGAGCACAACAUGUGGCACUACCUGUUCUUCAUAGUGCUGGUCAAGGUGAAGGACUCCACAGAGUACACCGGCCCCGAGAGCUACGUCGCAGAGAUGAUCAAGGAGCACAACCUGGACUGGUUCCCGCGGAUGCGUGCAAUGUCGCUGGUGAGCAGUGAUGCGGAGGGCGAGCAGAACGAGAUCAGGAACCUGCAGGAGAAGCUGGAGUCGGCCAUGAGGCUGGUGUGUAACCUGUCUGGACAGCUCACGGAACUCAAGGAGCAGAUGACAGAACAGAGGAAACAGAAGCAGAGGAUUGGGCUCCUGGGCCACCCCCCUCACAUGAACGUUAACCCCCAGCAGCCAGCCUGAGGAGGACCGUUGUGGAAACAACCACCACCCACCACCUCCCAGGAACCUAACCCUAACCCAGGACCACUCACACAAAGGAGAGGCCGACCUUAGUGUCUAAGAACUUAUUUUUCUGACAAUCUACGAAGGGUACAGGAGUAUGCCAAAGUUUAUAUGUACAGUAGUAGUGUCCCUGACACUACUAUGGGCUUUAUGUGUAUGAAGGGAUUUAUGUGUGAAUGUGUGCAGAAUGCCUUAAAGCGCCAAUCUGCAGUUUAAACAAUAUCAAAGCUGCUACCCCGACUCUGUUUUGGUAAAAAGCUGAGGGAUACAUGUGGUAAAGAGGUCAAUCAAGCUUGACCAAAACAAUAGAAAUGCCACUGAAACGCGUGGAGGAAAGAUCCCAAAUCCCCUCAUUGCCUCAAUCAAAAUUAGUCUACAUUUAAGCUAUUGUUUAUAUGUGUAUUUCACACUAUAUUUAGGUACAAAUCGGAGUAUAAUGCUUGUAUGGCUGUCAACUAAUAUAUCCAAGUGGCACUUUAGUAAGCACAUUGUGGGCCUGUUACAAUACAUAAAUCAUGACGGAUUUGACAAAUAUCCACUUUGCUAGAUCAGAUUGAUUGAUUGGAUUUGCGCCAAUCCAGCAUCCUCCUUCUAUCCCCCACCAUCUGCAUUCCAUUGACCUCUUUACUGCAGCUAUGGGCCUGGAGAAAUGUAACCUCUCUUAAAUUCAUAGACAGAAAUAUGGAUUCAAGGACUGACCAUCCAUGAUAUCAAAUGUAUAGUUUUAACCAUGUUUUGAGGCUAUACAGUGUUUGUUUACAUUUACAUUGUUUACAAACAUUGGAGUAAAAACAAACUGAUAUUUUGGGUUCUGAUGGGGUACGAACUAAGCUCAUGAGGUAUAUUUAUAAGUCAUAUUCUUCAAAAAUCAAUGGGUUUAUAUCAUUAAUAUAGGAGUCCAAAAAUGGAUGUAGCAACUGCAGAUUUCCCCUUUAAUCAACACUAAGUUAUGAAGUUAGUACACAUUAGGAGAUGGGGUGUAUGCAUGUAAUGUACUGAGUAUGUACUGUGCAUAGUGCACAUGAGUUUGAGUGGGUGGAUGGGGAAUAUAUGGGGUGUGCCAGAGUGCCCUUGAACUUAAGAAGAAGGAACCAGUUAUGUAAGUUUAGGUCGUAAAAAGUACUAAAGUGAAUAUGCCUUAGGUUGUCAUACUAACCUUUAAUGCCUUGUCCAUCUUCCUCACCACUUGGAAUGGGUGACAACGGUUCUGCUCUCCCAUGGCCUUGAUGUAUUUGGUGAAUUUGAAGUCUCAGACAAUUGCACAAUAGGACUCAUGAGAGCACUGGGACACUUGUGUGUUGAAGGAUGCUUUCCUGUUGUUUUGUGUUUGAAACCUGGUGGGCAAACAAUAAUUAAUAUCUUAUUUUUGUACGAGGUGCAAUAUGAAUACUUUACAAUAUGCAACCACACAUUUGUUUUAUGUGUACAUAAUGUCUGAGGGAGAUGGAAUUAUUAUAAUUUUUAUAUAUAUAAUAAUGGUGGAAUAGAGUUGUGAUCACCUUUAUGAUUUUUUUUUUCUCAAUAUAUUUAGACCAAUGUUGUCCCACAAAUGAGACAAUUAUAUAUGUUUGUCAAAAGACAACUCAACCCAAAAUCCAUUUGCACAGCAUGGGUAUUUUGCUAAAGCCAGGAGUGUUGGCUUUCAAACACUUUUAUAUGAGUUUGUGUGCAUAUAUACUAUAUAUGUUUAAAUGUUCUUAUAUUCGGACUUGAAGGUAUCUGAACAUUCCAGGAAGCUUUAAGAAUGAGGCGUUUGUUUGAGGUUAUGUAUUUGUGAUGUCUUGUCCUCAGGCUCCUGAAGUGUAUUUGCCUGUUUGUACUGUGUGUAUGUCCCCUGUAGAUGGUUCUUGUGAGCACUGGUAUGUACUUGAGCACUAUGAGGGGGGUGUACACCCAUGUAGCAGUUGAUGAGGAAAGCCAAGAAAGAGUCAUACUGAAGACGUCACCACAUGUAAAAGUGUUGGUAUUGCUUACGUCAUACAUUGGGAGCACACUAAACAACCUAGUGAGAAUGUUUUUUUCUCCUUGUUGGCACUGAAUGACAUUCUGACAGUCUUAUAUUUUCAUCAAUUUCUACUAUCAAUUCAGUGCUGAUUUUUGUUAUUAUCGCUAGUUUCUUAAGUCUACUUGUCACUUUGUUUUGUGAAGGGCCUUCCGUGAAGAGAGGUGUCCUGGUUUGAUUGCAGUGUUCAUGUAAAGAAAACAGAGUACUAAUAUAAAAGAUUUUGAGUGCUGUUUGACCAAAGUCUCAUUUAAGCCUUUAAUACUACUAUAUAAAACAAGCUGUCUAAAAUGUACAUUACAUUCUUUAAAAGUCUAUUUAAUAAAGAUGU